AUGGCACACUUUAUAGGCAAAACCAUCUCUCUCAUCUCAAAUAGCGACAUUAGAUACGUCGGUGUUCUCCACGAAAUCAAUUCUAAGGAGUCAACAGUCUCUCUACGCAAUGUCCGCUGUUAUGGCACUGAGGGCCGCCGUGGUGGCACAAAUGAAUUCCCUGCAAGCGAAAACAUUUACGAAUUUAUCGUUUUUCGAGGAUCUGAUGUAAAGGAUUUGAGUAUCUCAGAUCCCAUUCCUGCCCCUCCUCCUCUUGUUGAUCCGGCAAUAACUUCUCAAAGACCACCACAGCAAACUUUCCCUUCACAAAGUGCUUAUGCUUCUUCUUCAUGGAAUGCCCCUGCUCCAAUUCCCCAACAGCCUCCAUCAUCUUCAACUUCAUCAUUCACUGGAUCCCUUACUUCUAGUACCCCCAACCCUCCACCUGUAACUGGUCCUUCUAUUACUACUACCUCUGCUCCUGUGGACAAGACUUCUUCUGCAUUUUCUUUUGCUUCCUCAAAGUCGCCUCCUCCCCCUGUGUCUACUGCAGCUCCUACUCCAGCCACCUCUGCAUUCGUUUCAUCAACACCUGUCCCCGCUUUUCAAUCUUCUGAGCCAAAACAAGAAGAAACUUCCCGAACCAAGGAAGAGGAGUCUGAGGGAAAGAUUCUUGAAAAUGAGCAAUCUGAUUCUGUAUCCACACAACCUCUGCAGCAGCAGCAACAACAACAACAGGCUCAACCUCAGCAACAACCUCAGCUCCAGCAACCACUUCAACCUUCACAGCAUCAACCUUCUCAGCCACAGCAAAACCAACAGCUUCCUUCUACCACGCGACAACAGUCCUAUCCUCCGCGUCGCGUGCCGACAGGUCCCGUGGCUGCUGGCAGCACCGAGUUCAAUUUUGCGGAAAUGAACGCCAAGUUCUCAAAGGAGGAAGUGGCCAAAGAAAUUAGUGGAAUCCAAACACCUUCUGUGAUCCCCGUUGAGGCCAAGUCAUCGUUUUAUGACAAGAAGACGUCCUUCUUUGACAAUAUUUCUUCUACUACAAAGGAGCGUCUCGAGGGCAACGAAGAGCCUCGCCGUCGUGGUGAUGAGCGCCGUCUCAACAUGGAGACUUUUGGCCAGGAGUAUGUGUACCGUGGAGGCAAUGGUGGAAACCGCAAUGGAUACCGAGGAAAUCGCAACAAUAACGGUAACCGUAAUGGUGGCUACCGAGGAAAUCGUAAUAAUAACGGUGGCAAUGGCGGAUACAAUAAUAACAACUCCAAUAACAAUGGUGGCUACGGAGGUAAUGGUGGAUACCGAAAUGGUUCCAACUCUGGAGGUUACGGAGGCAAUGGCGGGUUCAGCAAUAACAAUACCCGUCGUGGCCCCAGCGGUCCCCAGCAGCAAUCUAACAGCUUUGGUCCUGCACCUGAGUUGUAA
This is a messenger RNA of Magnusiomyces paraingens, 1410 nucleotides long. RefSeq lists its product as uncharacterized. The transcript is spliced from 2 exons. Gene Ontology annotation, cellular component: P-body. Gene Ontology annotation, molecular function: mRNA binding. Lineage: Eukaryota; Fungi; Ascomycota; Dipodascomycetes; Dipodascales; Dipodascaceae. Bases 1 to 1410 code for a protein of 469 amino acids. Gene Ontology annotation, biological process: P-body assembly; cytoplasmic stress granule assembly. The record is from RefSeq and is a predicted model, not a curated record.